CCUCCUUGGAGACGAAACUUGGUAAAGAACUAAGUUUUUGGUCAUUGGGCCGUUGAUGUGAUUGACGUAUAUGGUUAACGGCCUUCGUGCCGGGAUUGGGGAUGUGUGGGCCAUCGUGCCCCGACUAUGGACGCCGGCCAUCGAGCCGGCUAGCUAUUUUCUUGCAGGUUUUGAAACAUCCCCGUACAGGGGAGGUUCUGUCGAAUUUAUUUACUUAUGGUGUUGUGUUUGUUCUAUUGCUUAGCAGGACCUGUCCGAGCGGAGUCGGAGCACCUAGGCGUUGCGGCUCUACCUGCACCGCACCGACUCGCCACUGCGUCAACUCACCACUGCGCCGCUAUCCUUUCAACUCCGACACCUUAGAGGAUGGAAAACCGUGAGUGGAUGUACACGGGCUUCGCAUGUAGGACCACAGAGUGGGUUCAAAAGUCCAUGGCGUUCUUGGAGCAUGCAUUUGGCGAGGCCGCUAAAGGGUCGAGAAGGAUGCCUUGUCCGUGCAGCAAGUGCAAGAACAUGUCUAGAUUCGAGAAGAGCGAGAUGUGGAAACAUAUCUUCAAGUACGGGUUUGUUGAGAACUAUACCCGCUGGAUCUACCAUGGUGAAGCCAGUCGAAUUAGAGAGGAGGUGGUGAGAGAACGUCUAGAGGAGUAUGAUUGUGAUGGCGGGGUGCCAGACAUGAUGGAAGACGCGCAUGACGCAUAUUUUGGGGAAGGAAUGGAGGACGAGCCAGAGGAAUCCGCAAAAGCGUUCUAUGAGAUGCUCAAAUUGGCACAAAAGCCCCUGCAUGAUCACACAAGGGUUUCGCAGCUGGAUGCCUUGGGAUGCUUGAUGGGGAUGAAGUCGCAGUUUAGCAUGAGUCGAGAGCACUUUGAUUUCACGUUGACAAUUAUUGGCACCCUUCUUCCGGAGGGUCACAUUCUGCCUAAAAACACGUAUGAGUCAAAGAAGCUUCUUCGUGCACUUAAGAUGCCGUAUGAGCAGAUUCAUGCAUGUAAGGAAGGGUGCGUCCUGUUCAGGGGACAUCUUAAGGAAGCAACACACUGUCCGAAAUGCAAUUCCUCUAGGUAUGUUGAGGUAAACAGUAGUGGUGGCAGCUUACAACAGAGCCAUAUCCCCCAGUAGUGGUGGACAAGUGGCUCUCAGAGGAGGCCUAUGCGAAGCACAUGGAGCGUCGGGAGUGCCGCUUGCAGAUGCCUGGGUUGCCACACCACCAGGGCCCACAGCCCCUCGCCCAGAACGCCGAGAGAUGGGUAUAUUACUUGUGUUAUUCAUUUUUUAAUUCUAACGCUCAAUUUUCAUUACUUGUGAUCGUCUUUGUGUUUUCCUCGCAGUCACGGUCGCACGAGAACCGAGAGUGCAACGAGUACUU
Molecule: messenger RNA, 1369 nt
Organism: Sorghum bicolor (sorghum)
Lineage: Eukaryota; Viridiplantae; Streptophyta; Magnoliopsida; Poales; Poaceae
Exons: 2
Coding region: 367-1122 (251 amino acids)
Source: RefSeq, a predicted model, not a curated record